This is a messenger RNA of Hibiscus syriacus, 1476 nucleotides long. Its product is annotated as pyruvate dehydrogenase E1 component subunit alpha-1, mitochondrial-like. The transcript has 8 exons. NCBI's taxonomy places the organism in Eukaryota, Viridiplantae, Streptophyta, Magnoliopsida, Malvales, Malvaceae. The record is from RefSeq and is a predicted model, not a curated record. Gene Ontology annotation, molecular function: pyruvate dehydrogenase (acetyl-transferring) activity. Gene Ontology annotation, cellular component: intracellular membrane-bounded organelle. Gene Ontology annotation, biological process: pyruvate decarboxylation to acetyl-CoA. Bases 99 to 1280 code for a protein of 393 amino acids.
UGAUUCUAUUAUUCUCUUUCUUCGCCUUUAUUUUCUUGGUUCUCUCUUUCUGAAUCUUUGGAUUGGACCAACUUCCGUUUCAUAAUCCGACGGUCGAGAUGGCUCUAUCGUACCUGCGCUCCUCUUCUUCCAGCUCCGCCAAUCUGAAGCUCCUUUCAUCCGCUGUAUCCAUCCGCCGCCCCAUCUCCACCGACACAACUCCUAUUACCGUCGAGACCUCCGUGCCUUUCACCGCUCACCAGUGCGAAGCCCCCUCGCGCUCCGUCGAGACCAGUUCCAGUGAACUCCUCAACUUCUUCCGAAACAUGGCCUUGAUGCGUCGGAUGGAGAUCGCCGCCGACUCACUUUACAAGGCCAAACUCAUUCGAGGUUUCUGCCACCUGUACGACGGCCAAGAAGCAGUCGCUUCCGGCAUGGAAGCCGCCAUAACCAAAAAGGAUUGCAUCAUAACCGCCUAUCGUGACCACUGCAUAUUCAUGGGCCGCGGGGGCACCCUGCUGGAAGUUUUCGCCGAGCUUAUGGGACGCCGGGCUGGAUGUUCUAAGGGCAAAGGAGGUUCGAUGCAUUGUUACAAGAAGGAUUCGAAUUUCUAUGGCGGUCACGGGAUUGUUGGGGCUCAAGUUCCGCUAGGAUGUGGCUUGGCGUUUGCACAGAAGUAUUCUAAAGACGAAACCGUGACUUUUGCUUUGUACGGUGAUGGAGCUGCUAAUCAAGGACAGCUGUUCGAGGCGUUGAAUAUUUCUGCGCUUUGGGAUCUGCCUGCAAUUUUGGUCUGCGAGAAUAAUCACUAUGGUAUGGGGACAGCUGAGUGGAGAGCCUCAAAGAGUCCAGCAUAUUACAAACGUGGGGAUUAUGCCCCUGGUUUGAAGGUGGAUGGCAUGGAUGUUCUCGCUGUGAAGCAAGCCUGCAAGUUUGCCAAAGAGCAUGCGUUGAAGAAUGGGCCAAUUAUUCUUGAAAUGGAUACUUAUCGGUAUCAUGGACACUCCAUGUCUGAUCCUGGAAGCACCUAUAGAACACGUGAUGAGAUUAGUGGUGUUAGACAGGAGCGCGAUCCAAUCGAAAGAGUUAGGAAGCUGAUAUUAUCCCAUGACCUAGCUACUGAGAAAGAGUUGAAGGACAUUGAGAAGGAAAUGAGAAAAGAGGUAGACGAUGCGAUUGCUCAAGCCAAGGAAAGUCCAAUGCCUGAACCUUCCGAACUCUUCACGAAUGUGUAUGCCAAAGGUUUGGGUGUUGAGUCAUUUGGGGCAGAUAGGAAAGAAGUAAGAGCUACACUUCCGUAAAUCGAGUUUCAUUCGUAAGAUUUCGAACUCUGUUUUUGACUUUCACUACACAAAGAAGAACAAUAAAACAGGCUAGGGUGAUUUGUGUGCCACGGAUUCAUAUUCCUUGCCUGUGAUCGAUUAGGUCGCUGUUGGCCCAGCAGCAAUGUAUGAAUAAUAUUCUUUUCUUGAAUUGCGGAUGAGCGUUUUAUGGCUA